AUGUCUUCAGUGCGCAGCCGCGCAAGCUCAACAACCUCAACUGGCUCAAGAUGCUUGACAAGUACCGAUACAAGCCAGCCUCUAGCUGAAGCCUUGGCCGAAGCUAGACAUCAAAUCGUUCUUGCUCGGUCGCUAUCAAGGCCCCCAAGAGCAAGUCUGCUACCAAUACAGCAUGCGAUCGAGCAUGAGAUGAAGGAUGAGCGAAAAGGGAGGAGGGAGCGACGCAGCAGCAUCAAAAAUACAAAAGGAUGCGUGUCUCUGCCAAGUGAGGAGAGUUCUCGAGGAGAUGAAGAGGUCCUGAUGGACGAGGGGAAGCAGAGACCCAUGGAAGAUGGGAAUGUCGAAAGAUCCGAGAGUGAGGCUCAUACAAGCUCAGACAUCGUCGUACUCGACGAGCUUGAAGGACAGGAGAUGGUAGGCGACAAUACAUCAGUAGAUGGUGGUGCGACAUCCUUGGUUCGAGUCGAGGUACCUGAAGCCGAAGUCCUGGUUGCGGAACCGGAUUUCACAGAUAUCUCGGCACUGCCAGAAGCCACCUCGCCUCUGCCUUCUAUACGCAGACUCCAACUCAGCGCGCCUGCACAUGAGUUCCCAGACCCAAGCGGGGAAUUUUUGAGAACAAUCCUCGCCGAGAACGACCUUUAUGGCGAGCCAGAAAAUGGCGAUGUCUUCGACGACGAGCGGACUCUGGGUGAUAAAUACAAUCGCUUCCGCUUCUCCUUGGUUUUUCGCGACCUGCACCAGCAUGGUACGCCGGAACCAGAGGCCUUCGAGGAGUUUGAGAUCCGCCGCCACCAAGCCUUCGCUGUCGCUGACAAUCCUGACGGAGCCGAAAAACAUGCUGAGAUGAUGGCAUGGCUCAUGGAGACGGCGCGGCGGGACGGGCUCGAUGUCCGAGAGGGAAAUGUGCUGAUGUCUCUCUGGCGGGAGUUCUGGCUCACCCAUGGCCACCUUGACUGCUACUACUCCCCACCGUCGCAACGGCUAGCUCAGUCGUUGUCUCCGGCUGCCUUGAUGUUCUGGGUUGCAUUGCGACGGGGUUGGGGUGGGUGGAGUCCCAGUAGCUCUAUGCUGAGCAACUUCACCCGGUAUUCUGGACUCAAGUCCGGAAUUCAACACACAAAGGAAUCUCGGCGUCACGGCUCGUGUUUGCAGGGCGGCCGGGGUUUGCAGGGCCGUGGAGUAGACCUACUUGAUGGCAUUUGGGCGAGUGGCCUGCCUCGGUGCGAGAGGGCAAGAUUGUCGGAUCUGCUCCUCAGCCUUCUUACAAACGAUUGGAAGAGAGACUGGAGGAUGAACGUGACCUUUGACAACUGGGUAGCACUUAGACCAUUCAUGGAGAGAAGCCGGGCGGCAGAGGAAGCGCAUUUCUCCGAGAAGCAGCUGUACUGCGAUAGAUUGGAGAGAAUGAUGAGAGAAGAGAGUGUAAUUAAUUCGCGGAUGGUCCUGCCCAGUCGUGUAAACUCACCAGAGGAUUUGCAAUUCCUCUGCGAUGUAAGGGAUUCAAGACAAUUUCCUGCAAGAAAGGAGUAG
This is a messenger RNA of Drepanopeziza brunnea f. sp. 'multigermtubi' MB_m1, 1533 nucleotides long. RefSeq lists its product as uncharacterized. Lineage: Eukaryota; Fungi; Ascomycota; Leotiomycetes; Helotiales; Drepanopezizaceae. The record is from RefSeq and is a predicted model, not a curated record.